This is a messenger RNA of Toxotes jaculatrix (banded archerfish), 3789 nucleotides long. It is a transcript of the gene ppp4r1l, whose product is annotated as protein phosphatase 4, regulatory subunit 1-like. Lineage: Eukaryota; Metazoa; Chordata; Actinopteri; Toxotidae. The record is from RefSeq and is a predicted model, not a curated record. Gene Ontology annotation, biological process: protein dephosphorylation. Gene Ontology annotation, molecular function: protein binding; protein phosphatase regulator activity. The transcript has 20 exons. Bases 118 to 3087 code for a protein of 989 amino acids.
ACCAGCGUCAGGAAGUGUUCUCAGGAAGUAGUUUGCUGCCCUGUUUGAGUGACAGCUGUGCGGCGGUGACAGCCCACACCGGGACGGCGGCCCCGCAGAGCCGAGCCGAGACUCAAGAUGGCAGGUCUAUCUUUAUACUUUGAAGAUGGCCAUGAUGAUUUGGAUGACUUUGGUUUUGAUGACUAUGGUUCAGAGUGUGACGGCAUCCGCAUCACAGCCUUUCUUGACGCAGGACAAGACAACUUAACUCCUCUUGGGAGGCUAGAGAAGUAUGCCUUCAGUGAGAAUGUUUUCAACAGGCAGAUCGUGGCUCGUGGCCUGCUUGAUGUGCUUCGAGAAUUCAGUGACAACGAAAAUGACUUUAUCAGUGUCAUGGAGACAGUUGCCAGAAUGUCAGAAGAUGGAGAGCCCACAGUGCGAGCUGAACUGAUGGAGCAGGUCCCCAACAUUGCCAUGUUUUUACACGAGAGUCGGCCCAACUUCCCAGCAGCUUUCUCAAGAUACUUGGUACCAAUUGUGGUCCGGUAUCUCACUGAUCCAAAUAACCAGGUGCGGAAGACCAGCCAGGCAGCGCUGCUCGUUCUGUUGGAGCAGGGCCUCAUCUCUAAAGCUGACAUGGAGACCAAAGUUUGUCCGGUUCUGCUGGACCUCACAGAACCCAGCAGUGACGAUGACUACAAAAUAGAGGCUGUUGCUAUCAUGUGUAAAGUUGUCACCAUGCUGAGCAAAGACACAGUGGAGCAUCUACUGCUGCCGCGUUUCUGUGACCUGUGCAGUGAUGCUAGGCUCUUCCAAGUCCGCAAGGUCUGUGCCGCAAAUUUUGGAGAGUUUUGUUCUAUCGUGGGUCAGGAGGCCACAGAAAAACUACUGAUGCCCAAGUUCUUCGAUCUGUGCUCAGACAGCCUGUGGGGCAUCAGGAAAGCUUGCGCUGAGUGCUUCAUGAUGGUCUCAAAUUCCACCUCUCCAGAGGUGCGACGUGCAAAACUGUCCCCCCUGUUCAUCAGCCUCAUCAGUGACCAGUCCCGCUGGGUGCGCCAGGCUGCCUUUCAGUCUCUGGGACGCUUCAUCUCCACCUUUGCCAACCCCUCCAGCACAGGCCUUCACUUCAGAGAGGAUGGCGCCCUACUAGAGGUCCCCAGGUGUACGUCGGAAGGCGACUGCUCCCUAAACUCCCUGAACUGCUCCAACAUCAGCGGCUGCCACACAGAAAGAACCAUCGCUCACACACCUCCCAACCAGGAUGGCCGUGCCACACCGUCCCCAGAACACGUGUCAGCAGCUGACAGCGAAGACAUGCACAGCUUUGAUGACAACCACGCCUCUGUUCUUGGAGAGAUGCAUGAUGGUUUCACCCGCACCGUCUCAAACAGCAACGUCAGCCCUACAACUACAAACAACGCUAAGAACACAAAAGAGACAGAGCAGACAGAUGAAAACUUUAAUUCUUUCCACUACUGGAGGUCUCCUUUACCUGACAUCAGUGGGGAGCUGGAGAUGCUAAGUUGUCAGACACCUGAGGAUGAGACAGAGAAGGAGGAGCAGAAGGAGAAAGAGGAGGAGGAGGAGAAACCUGAAGAUAGUUGUUCAGAGCCCAAGUCCAGUCAUGGCAAAGCUACGAGCGACCAGAUCCAGAAGGUUUUGGACUGUUUGCAACCACACAUGGAUGACCCUGAUGUACAAGCUCAAGUCCAGGUGUUGUCAGCAGCUCUGAAGGCAGCCCAGCUCGACAGCCCAACAGACAACAGCCCAACUGAACCCCAGUCAGAAGUCCAGCCUGAGAGCAACACUGAGAGUCUGCCUGUGGAGAGCAAAUCUGUGGAGGUUCAGUCAGAGAGUGAGGAGAGCACCGCAGAAGAGGAGCAAACAAUGGAAACUCCUCCAGCUUUGGAGUCGAGCCCCGUCCAGGAGCAAGGGGACGAAGAGACGCAGACGGAGCCCCAGGAGCCUCAGGAGCCCCAGGAACCCCAGGAGGACCAGGAAGAGUCUCCUCCUGACUUCCCUGUUCUGGAGUCUGAACUGAUUGAGAGUGUGGAGGAGGAGGGAAAGGAAGACUCAGCUCACAGCCCAGUGUCUGAGGAUAAGCCUAAGAUCCAGAAUGUCAUCCCCCAGCAGCUGUUGGAUCAGUACCUCUCCAUGACGGACCCGGUCCGGGCCCAGACGGUGGAUACAGAAAUAGCCAAACACUGUGCCUUCAGCCUGCCGGGGGUCGCUCUUACUUUGGGACGACAGAACUGGCAUUGCCUCAAGGACACAUAUGAAACUCUUGCUACUGAUGUGCAGUGGAAGGUGCGGCGUACGCUGGCUUUCUCCAUCCAUGAGCUGGCGGUUAUCCUGGGAGACCAGCUGACGGCGGCUGAUCUGGUCCCCAUCUUCAAUGGUUUCCUCAAAGACCUGGACGAGGUCCGCAUUGGCGUGCUCAAACACUUGUAUGACUUCCUUAAGCUGCUGCACGCAGACAAGAGGAGAGAGUAUCUUUACCAGCUGCAGGAGUUCAUGGUGACGGACAACAGUCGCAACUGGAGAUUCAGAUACGAGCUGGCAGAGCAGCUGAUCUUGAUCAUAGAGUUGUACAGCCACUACGACGUGUAUGACUACCUCAGACAGAUAGCACUCACCCUCUGCUCUGACAAGGUCUCAGAGGUCAGGUGGAUCUCAUACAAACUGGUUGUUGAGAUCCUCCAGAAGCUGUACACAUGUGGUGCUGAUGACCUGGGCCUGAACUUCAUCAACGAGCUCACCAUGAGGUUCUGCCACUGUCCCAAGUGGGUGGGGAGGCAGGCCUUUGCCUUCAUCUGCCAGGCCAUAGUGGAGGAGGACUGCAUGCCCAUGGAGCAGUUCAGCCAGCACCUCCUGCCCAGCCUGCUCAGCCUCUCCUCAGACCCGGUGGCUAAUGUCCGCGUACUGGUGGCCAAGGCUCUACGACAGAGUGUCAUGGAGAAAGCCUACUUCAAGGAGCCGGGCUGCGCCUACUCCGAUGAGCUGGAAGAGACUGUAAUGGCUCUGCAGUCCGACAAGGACCGGGACGUCCGCUUCUUUGCCAGCCUGGACCCCAACAAAGGCUUGAUGGACACGGCUCCUUUGAUCUAGCCUCAGCGCCCAGCUCCUGUUACAGCCCACCUGCCUGUCUACCUACCUGUCUGUCUGACUGACGCACAGUCAGCGUAACCUGCAACACCAGCACCUGACCAGAUCCCCAACCACUCGCCUGCUGGGCAGACCUGCACCAACGACCACUUGAGAAUCAUGUCAUAUGUUCAGAUCACAAUAUAAAAGUAUGAGCAUGCUCAGACAAACACAACCCAGUCUCUGGUUGGGCACUACAUAGCGCACAUUACAUUCACAACACAAAAUGCAUACUCAGAGUUUUCAGGAAAUGAGCAGGACUCAGAGGUCGGCUGCACCACUUUGUUGGAGCUGCCGUAUUUUCACCUGAACUUUUUCUCACUCUCCACAUUAAUGACAUUGACUCGAUCCUUCCCCAGUCACAGACUUGUAAGACUACGACGGGCUCUUUCUCUCCAAAGCUAACUGUAAGCUUGAUAUAAAAUUGCUGAAUUGAUCAUUUUUUUUAAUUCCUUAAUGCUUCUUUUUUUGUGGAUUUCUUAACGAACAAGCAGGCGAGGCCUGCCUGACUCUGACGUGUGCACUAACUCAGGGGGACUCAUCUGAACCUAAACAGCAUUAUUAGCUUACAUGAUAAGCAGCAGCUCCUGGAUCCCUGGUGAAAAAAAAACUACAGCUGUCUGAGCAACAGACCAGCCACACCAAGUAGCUCUGCUGGUGUCUCUC